Molecule: messenger RNA, 1170 nt
Organism: Akanthomyces muscarius
Lineage: Eukaryota; Fungi; Ascomycota; Sordariomycetes; Hypocreales; Cordycipitaceae
Exons: 3
Coding region: 1-1170 (389 amino acids)
Biological process (GO): regulation of transcription by RNA polymerase II
Cellular component (GO): nucleus
Molecular function (GO): RNA polymerase II transcription regulatory region sequence-specific DNA binding; DNA-binding transcription factor activity, RNA polymerase II-specific
Source: RefSeq, a predicted model, not a curated record
AUGGAAGCAAUUACCAGCUUCUCUUCAAGACGCCCGGCUGCAGGCUCGCUUCCCGCGUUUUCGCUUCCUCCUCCCAACGCCGACAUCCCAAGAACCGACCUGAGCAGCCCAAACCUCUCAGUCCACACAGGCAGCUCUCAGACUUCACACCAUCACUCCAGCAUGUCGAAUUACAACUUUGGUGGCAGCAUGCCCGGCGGCAGCUCUUGGAGCAACAACGCCAGCAACGCCAGCAAUGGCAACCAUGGCAGCACCGACAACGGCGACAACGCCAGCGGAGGCUAUCCGCAGCAGUCUUCCCAGGGUCCUCCCGGUCCUGCUCAGGGCAACAACCCCCAGGGCAACCAUCACGGCCUGCCUCAGGGACAACAGCCUCUCCCCAACUCGCCUUACGCCCGCGGCCCCAUGUACGGCAGCACCAACAACAUGUUCAACCCCAGAACCGCCGCCGCCGAUGUCCUCCAGCCGCACUCUCCCUUUGACCAGACCCAGCAGCACUACGCCUCCCACGAUGCCCACGCCAUGGCCUCGACGGCGUCCCACCACUCGGCCAUCAUGGCCACGUCGCAGCCCAGCAUGCAGCCUUCGCUCGGCGCUCACUCGGAUGCCUACACCCACGUCGCCCACAGCCGCCCCAACAGCAACCCAGGCUACUACGCCUCGUCAGGCCCCUCGCAGUUCGCCUCGUAUCCUCCGGCGCAGCACUCGCCCACCCAGGCCUCUCCCUCGAUUCCCAGCCCCGGCGCCCGCGGCAUGGGCUCGCUUCCCAGCAACAUGCACAGCUACCGCCACCCGUAUCAGUCGUAUGGCCAGCCCAUGAACAUGAGCGGCCCCGUCAUGUCCAACAUGCACCAGCCCGGCGGUCAAAUGUCCAUUGUUCCCGGCAUGAACCACCACCACCAGGGCUACGGCAGCCAGAUGAUGUACAACGGACACCACUCGGCCCCUGCUCCUCAGUCGGAGCGCCCCUUCAAGUGCGACCAGUGCAUCCAGUCCUUCAGCCGCAACCACGACCUGAAGCGUCACAAGCGCAUUCACCUGGCUGUCAAGCCCUUUCCCUGCAACUUUUGCAGCAAGUCCUUUUCUCGCAAGGACGCUCUCAAGAGACAUCGCCUUGUCAAGGGUUGCGAGAACAAGAACGGCGAGCAGGACGAACGCAAGCGUGACUAG